Molecule: messenger RNA, 1247 nt
Organism: Anthonomus grandis grandis
Lineage: Eukaryota; Metazoa; Arthropoda; Insecta; Coleoptera; Curculionidae
Gene: TORIP
Exons: 4
Coding region: 183-1190 (335 amino acids)
Biological process (GO): membrane organization
Cellular component (GO): membrane
Molecular function (GO): ATPase activator activity
Source: RefSeq, a predicted model, not a curated record
GUUUGAUAUUUUUGACAGUUUGUUUUUGUUGCCCAAAAACUACUUUUUUUUUUAGAUUAGAACCCACAAAUCCGUUAUUUUGUGUUUUCUUAAAAUAGUAUUACCACCUCAAAGAUAUGACCCUAUAGGAGAACUUAAUUUCUUCAUUAAUUACCUUUAGCCGCACCACGUACUUACACAAAAUGAUCAAAAACCGGCCUCAUAGUCCAAAAGAGACAAGUACUCCAAAGUAUAGAUUAAAUGUUCAUUGCAGAAGGGGCAUCCGAGAUGAUGAACCAAGUCCUAUAUGCACAAACCAAUCAAAUUCCUAUAUAUCACAGUUUGAUAAUUCCUCUGAAAGGAUCCCUGAAAGUUGUCGGAUCGAUAAUAAUCAGAUCCCAUUAAACAACUCCUCUCCAAGGCCUCAAAAAAGUUAUGAAAGAUCUGAUACUGAAAUCGAUAGCUAUGAACUUAGCGAAUCUGAAGAAGUCCCACAGAAAAGCACCAAUAUCUCUAUUAAAGAAUCUCAAAUGCAUGUAUGGUUUAUAGGUAUUCUUGUUAUACUGUUUGCAGGAGUAGUGGCAGGUUACUGGCUGUCCGCUGGCGAUCAGCCGCUACUGGAUUACGAGCAAAAGCUCCAAACAAAAUUCGAGAAGUAUGAAAGUGAAAUGAAACAUCAAAAUGAAGAUUUCUGGCGCAGUAUCAAAGUCAGUAUUAGAGAAGUGCCUGUUUUAAAACAACCCAGGACCAUUCUCUUUCUCUAUGAAGACAAAUCGGAAAAAACCCUUAAUUUAAUACUGGAAAAAGUCGUAAAUGCCGCCCUAUGUUUUUUAACAGAAUGUGAUAAGAAACCAGUACAGAUCCAAGGGGCUUCUCUAAACAAUUCCCAAAUUAUUAGAGAUCACGGAGUGAUAAUCUCAAAAUAUGCCGACCAAUUAAAGAAAAGUGGUGUUAUGGUGGUGUAUAAUUUGGAACAAGUGCCGGGCAAAGCUGCUUUAGCUUUUCACAGUUUUUGCGACGAUUAUAACCCAAUAGCGGAGAAAUCGCUGAUUUUAUUCACACUAAAAAUGAAUAAAAUCCCUCAGGGAUAUCCCAUGAUGUUUUUGGAAAAAUUCCUGUUGAACUUGUGGAGUGAUAUCGGAAAGGGGGAUAAGUUUUAUCCACUUUUCACAAGGAUAUCGGGGAAUAUUUUAACUGUUCAGCCUGAAUGAGUCGGUUUGUUUAGUUGUAGUUUUUUUUUUUUAAUUAUUAUUAUACGGUUUUUUAAA